GGAUCUGCUCCUCUCAGGCUUUAAGUUUGCUGCUUCCCUCUCUGAGAAGUCAGGGGGUGUCUUCACCCUGUCUAGGAAAGAUACAUUGCUUUUAAUUAUCAGAGCUAGGAGGAGUUGGGUUCAGGGAGGGAAAGAAGAAUGCUUCUGCCUCCUGGAACAUCAGGAAAAAGAAAGUACUUCUGCCUCUCUGCUUUUCCUGAGAGGGUGAAUGACUGAACAUUCUGGUUUUGCCUUGAAUUGCAGCAGAGCAUGAGUGGGGAUUCUUCUCUGGCCCCAAUAAAGUGCAUGAUUUGCAUAUGUUCUGUGUUUAGGUUUGAUCUUCCAAAUGGAACUGGACACAUACAUAGGAUGUGAGGUUUCUAAAGUGCCUUUGUCUGAUAUCGCUCAGAGGAUUAUGACAGCUUUGCAGUCUGUUCCUGUAGGAGUUCAGACUAGCAGAGAGAAUAACCAGAGUCUAGAGAAGACAAAAGAAAACAAACUAGGUGACAAGGAAACACAUCUGGAAAAUGCAAAGGAGAUUCAUGAUUCCACAGUUGCCUUGUUAACAACAUCUGCCGGCCCUGAGAAAGCCACAGCUGGUCAGCUAGUCAGGACAGUCCAUACCAAUGAAAUUCCUUGCUCUCAAGACACCAAAGAAGUGAGCUACUACCAGGAUUUAGACUGGCUAGGAUAUAGAGAAAGAAAUCUUGCAGUGGAAGCAAAAAACCUGAAGGCUGGUGAAAAGAAGGUAGCUACUCCCCUGAAAAGGAAGCAGGAUGUCCCUGCAUGUUGUUCAGAGAAAACAAGGAGAUUACCUCCAAAAACUUCUUCACAUGAAAGAAGAUACAACAGUGGACAAACAGAGCCUUCUGAACACGAUCCUUGUGAUAUCAGGAAGUUGGAACAUGAAGGAAAAAGAGAGUUGCUUGCAGCUAUAGAGCAGGCAAUGGCUUUUGUAGCUGCUAUGGUGUUUCAAGAUGGUUCUUCACAGCUCAGCUCAGAGCAGGCCUUAACCUCAGCAGUGAAAGGAAUUGUAGUGCUAGUGAAGAAUCAGACUGAUCACCCUUGCUCUCCCAGUGACUUCCCAGCUGGCUAUACUUGGAAAGCUGCUAAUGAAAAUGAUAAAUUAAUUUAUGUGAAAACUGAAUGGUCAUCCCUCUGGGAAAAAGAACAACAGGCUCACAAGAAAUUUGCUUGGCAAGUGCUGUUCCAAAUGCUCCAGUGCAAAGUUCCCAUUAUUUGCUUCAAUGCAAAAGAUUUCCUGAGGACUCUGCUUCAAGUUUAUGGAGAUGAAAUUAGCUGGAGACAAGUUGCAGAUAGUGUGGUGCUAGAUCCCAGGAUUGCAGCGUGGCUGAUAAACCCCAGUGACACAGUUCCUUCUUUUGAGAGUCUAACACAGAAGUAUUUUGAAAAGUCUGUUUCUGUGGGAGGAGUAAAUACAGAGGCAAGCACUCUGAGAAACACUGCAGUAAGUAGUUUGGUUUAAAGUGUGGAGUUGGAGAAGCUUUAUAAUGUCAUGAUGGACCUUGCUCAAGACUUAAAGGUUCAAUGUUUAUGGAAAUUAUAUUGCAUGUUAGAGCUUCCACUCCUCAAAAUUCUGGCAGUGAUGGAAACACACCAGAUCCACAUCAACAAACAGGAGCUGAAAAAAACAUCAGAGAUUCUGGGGUUACGACUCAAAGAGCUUGAGCGGGAAGCUCAUCGGGUUGCUGGAGAGCAAUUCCUCUUGACCAGCAGCAGUCAGCUCAGAGAGGUACUAUUUGACAAGUUGAAACUGCACACGCUGUGUGAGAAUCUUCACAGGACUGAAAUACAGCAACUUGUGUCCACCUCAGAAGCUGUGCUGCAUAAGUUGAAAGAUCUUCAUCCUUUGCCUAAGAUAAUUUUGGAGUACCGGCAGGUGCAUAAGAUGAAAUCAACUUAUGUGGAUGGACUACGAACAUGCAUGAGAAAGGGGUUUGUUUCCUCUACAUGGAAUCAGACAGGAACUGUGACUGGCAGACUUUCAGCCAAACAUCCAAACAUUCAAGGUAUCUCUAAACACCCAGUUAACAUUGCAAGGAAGCAGUACAUAAAAGGAAAAGAAGAAGAAAUAGUAACAAUUUCCCCAAGAACAUUGUUUGUUUCCAGAAAAGGCUGGACCUUUUUAGCAGCAGAUUUCUCCCACAUUGAGUUAAGGAUCCUUGCUGACUUAUCCUCUGAACCAGAGCUUUUGAAGCUGUUCCAAGAACCUGAAACCACCGAUAUCUUUUCCACGCUGGCUUCUCAGUGGAAGGAGAUUCCACCUGAAGAAGUGAAACACUCAGACAGAGAGCAAGCAAAGCGAAUCGUUUACUCUGUGGUAUAUGGAGCAGGUAAGGAACGCCUUGCUGACUGCCUGGGAACUACUCCUCUUCAAGCCAGCCAGUUCAUAGAGAGUUUUAUGCAGAAAUACAAGACAUUACAUGACUUUACAAGAAGAACCAUUGAAGAAUGCAGAAACAAAGGUUAUGUGGUCUCCAUGAUGGGACGUAGAAGACCCCUGGCUAAUAUCAAUGCCCAGGAUUACAAACUGCGCACUCAAGCAGAGAGGCAGGCUGUCAAUUUUGUUGUUCAAGGCUCUGCAGCUGAUCUCUGUAAGAUGGCUAUGGUGGAGAUCUUUACCUCUGUUGUCAGUUCUCCGACUUUAACAGCCAGGUUAAUUGCCCAGAUUCAUGAUGAGUUGCUGUUUGAAGUAGAAGAUUCUCAAAUCCAGGAAUUUUCAGCCCUGGUGAAAAGAACAAUGGAGUCCCUGCAGCACACCACAGCCAUGGAGGUGCCAUUAAAGGUUCCCUUGAAAGUGAUUCUCAGCACUGGGAAAUCGUGGGGGUGUAUGACAGAAUUGCAAGAGCUGUAAAGCAGCCAUCAGGGAUGUUAUUCAGUCCCCAUACACCACGCUGGCCUGUGCUGAUUCCUCCCCCACCCCAAUCACUAGGCAACAGCGCUGCUGGAUCUUUCAUAAGCACCUAAUACUCUGCAUGUGAAUUUUUUUACUUCAUUUUGUCUGUAGCCCUAGGCAACAGCAGUGAGAUAAAACUGGUUUUUACCAGCUCAUUGUGUUUCCUUUAGCCAAGGUAACCAGCAGGGAGCUGCUUUUGUUCUGAGCUAAAUUACUACAAGUAAGAAAUGAAGCAGGACGAGAUUAACCCUUUGGGAACGUGACAAAUACAGAUGUUUAGACUUGCAUCUGAACUAUGCUGCGAAGGGCCUGUCUGACAAUACCUCUGAACUGGCAGGAAUUGAACUGCAGCAGCAAGUGUUUCAUUGUUGUGUUCAGGCACUUGGUGUUUGGUGAAUAGAAGGCAGCUGCUUGCUUGGUGUCACAUAUGAAAUAUCACCUUCCACGGAGUUGUUUGGAAAUGAAGAGUUUUCCACCUUCACUUUAUAGUUAGGAUUUUGGAGCAAGAGAGGUGAAGCAAAGCUGUUGUUUCUAAUGCUUUUCGUGCCUAAGUGCCUUUAAAAUAACCAGAUUGUUGUCAUUUCAACUCAUUUCAGGCUCAGUUUGAACAUAGCAUGCAUUAGAGGAAGCAUUUACAGUCUUGCCUACUCUAUUAUUUGAUUACUGAUGUCAUGUUAAGUAUUGUUUGGCUAAAUGUGAGGAUUCAAGCUCAUCUUUUUUAGGAUUCAGGCUUAAUGUUCCAAUUUGUUACAGAUAUUUUGGCUUUGUGCUGAACUUAGUCUUUAAAUGAGUUUGUUUCACAACAUUUGCUGGUUGCCAGAUUCUGCCUCUUUGCUUGUGGAAGAUGAAACUGCCCUCAAAGCCUACUAAUUAUUUAGAAGUCAAGCAUAAAACUUUUAAGAGGUGUUCACUAUCUUUCAGUGUUUGACCUCAAAUGAUCAAAGUAAUACCAUUAGAAGGUUAGAAGUGUGUAGUGACAGGGAUUUUUUCAGCAGUUUUAACUUGUACCAUUAAACAAUUCUGCGUUUUCUUAAA
This is a messenger RNA of Pogoniulus pusillus (Red-fronted tinkerbird), 3931 nucleotides long. RefSeq names its product DNA polymerase nu (gene POLN). The transcript has 24 exons. Gene Ontology annotation, molecular function: DNA-directed DNA polymerase activity; DNA binding. Gene Ontology annotation, biological process: DNA-templated DNA replication; double-strand break repair via alternative nonhomologous end joining. NCBI's taxonomy places the organism in Eukaryota, Metazoa, Chordata, Aves, Piciformes, Lybiidae. The record is from RefSeq and is a predicted model, not a curated record.